Cinara cedri is the source of this 327-nucleotide messenger RNA. The record is from the annotation of a GenBank genome assembly. Lineage: Eukaryota; Metazoa; Arthropoda; Insecta; Hemiptera; Aphididae.
AUGCGAAACGCGAAUAUUGCCAACGGCGCUUUUGUGUCUCUCUCCCUUGUCCCUGCACCAGGUAUAUGUACCCAAGUGUACAGUGUGCGUACAGCGAAAAUCCCGUCCGCGGUUGCCGACGACGUCACGGCAUACGCGAUCUGGGAACACUACGGAGACGACGAUGGCGGUUCGGGAGCGGCGGCGGCGGCGUCACAGUCGGCGACGGCGGCGGUGGCGGUGUCGGCUCUUCCCGGUCAUCCCUUUCGUUUCCAGGACCGGCCGGGAGUGGUGGACCCGUUGCGCGCGCACCGCGACACGACAACGCCACCGCCACCGCCGCCAUAG